Messenger RNA from Brenthis ino (lesser marbled fritillary), 4446 nucleotides. NCBI's taxonomy places the organism in Eukaryota, Metazoa, Arthropoda, Insecta, Lepidoptera, Nymphalidae. The record is from the annotation of a GenBank genome assembly.
AUGGAAAGGCGCGCAGUGAGCGGUCGGGGAGAACCCAUCCCCAGUAUCCUUAAAAAGUCAAAAAAGCAUCGCGCCGGCGACCUUGUUGACAAAAGCACUAAAAUCAAACGGGAAAAGAACAGCUCCAAAAAGGGUGAUGUAAACAUACCGCUUCCGCAAGGCUGUACUCCACUUAUGUAUGCCUGCCAACAAGCCAACUAUAAGUCUGUUGUUGAAACGCUCAAUAAAGAUCCAUCGUCAGUCCGCGUGCGCGACCGAGGACUUCGCUGUGCGCUGCACUACUGUGCCUCGAGCGGCGCGGGCGCAAGCCAGGCGGCGCGCGCGGCUUGUGCGGACCGCGUGCUGAUGGCCGCCCCGGCGCUGGCAGACGCACGGGACGCUGACGGACUUACUCCUCUGCACUUAGCCGUCGUACACGGAAACGUGCCGCUAGUUCAAACUCUUCUAGCUGCUGGUGCUGACGUGAAUGCUAAAGACAAUGAACAGCACACCGUUGUGCAUUGGGCUACAGUAUGUGGCGAAGUUGGUGCGCUUAGAGCAGUUUUAGCUGCUGGGGCAGAUGCAGCGACCCCCGACCAGCACGGCGGCUAUCCACUGCACUACGCGGCGCAAAUGUGCGGCGCGCCUGCUGCUACCGAUCACCAGAGCAGAGGAGCCGCUUUGGAAGUUCUUCGGGCAUUAGUAAGAGAAGGUGGGGCUCGAGUAGAGGUACGAGAUGCCGAUGGUCGUACUCCUUUACUAUGGGCUGCUUCUGCAGGGUCAGCUGCAGCAGUGCUCGCUCUACAUCAAGCAGGUGCAAGUGUUGAUGACUCAGAUAGAGAUGGCUUGACAGCCCUUCAUUGUGCAGCAGCACGGGGACACACUGAAGCGCUAGAAACAUUGGUGGGUCUAUGUGGAGCUCGUGUCGACGUAGCUGAUUCACAUGGCUGUACUCCUUUGCAUUAUGCAGCUGCCUUAGGUCAUGCAGAUGCAACAUCAGCUCUACUUGUACAUGGUGCGGACUCUCAUCGCCAGGAUCGCAGAGGCAGAAGUCCUGCCCAUACUGCGGCUGCAAAAGGACAAAUUGAAACAGUUCGCAUUUUAGGGGCAAGGGGAGCUAAUCUAUGGUUACGAAAUUCUAAAGGAGAUUUGCCUUUGCAUGAAGCCGUAGCAUCAGGGCGCAGGGAAUUGGUUAAAUGGUUACUAGACGGAAGGCCGUCACAAGUUAAUGCAACAAAUCAUGAAGGGCGUACACCUCUACACAUUGCUGCGGCGACAGAUAACGCUGAUCUUUGUCGCUUAUUAUUAGACCGAGGAGCCGAAAUUAACCCAGUUGCGAGGUCAUCUAAAAAUGAACCACUAACCCCUUUAGACUGUGCAACAAGUAGAGGUCAUCGUUCAACUGCUAAAUACUUACAAAUGCAUGGUGGUUUGCCCUCUUCUAAGCUUUCUAAUACUCAAAUUGUCAUAGAUGGCGCACAAAUCACAGGUUUACCGACAAGAAAAGUAACAAGUACUAAAAUUGAUGUGCGUGACCGGAUAAGAAUUGAAAAACGUGAAGUUGUCGAGCUGUCGAGUCCAGCUAUGGAUAAAAGGAAGACUAUAGAUGAUCAUGAUAUCGAAUCGAAGAGUAGUUCUUCGUCUGAAGAUAAAAAAAAUAUAAGAAGAGCGCAUAAAAAAUAUAGUGAUAGAUACUCCGAAAGAAGAAAGAAAGUGGUAGAAAAACAAAAAAGUUUUAGUGAUGGUUACGAUAGUGAAUUUGAAGGUAAUGAAAAGUAUAAAGAACGUAAACUAAAAGUAAAAAAGGAAUCAAGAGCAAAGAAGAAUAGAUCAAAGAGUGAGCCUUCGAGACGGAGCAAAAGCAGCCCAAGGUAUCACAGUCGAUAUACAAGAUCUACUUCUGAAAGUUCAUCAGAAACAUCAAGUUGUGCGAAGAGAAGAAAAAGUAAACGACAUAGGAAGCGUAGUAAGCGAAAAAGUUCGUCUACGUCUAGUUCUAGUUCAGAAUUAAGUGCACGACAUAGCACAAAACAAAGGGCUAAAAAAACAUCCAUUCAUAUUGAAAAUGAUGAUAUAAAACAAAAAGUUAAUAUUACUAAAUACAAAAAUAUUGAACAGCCUCAGGGCACUGAGGUUGAAGAGAAAGAGACUAUAACCACCAAAACGCAGCCAUCAGUUGCCAGCACAGAUGGACAGCCCGUAAAAGAACCUCAAAUGCUAAAAACCAAGACUCAUAGCGAAACUGAAACUGAUACUCUUUCUGUCAAAACUAAUAUGGUAAUAACUGAAGCUCAAAUACAUAUGGAGCGUGAAUCUACUCAACACGGAAGCUCUGAAUUAACAGUCACUGUUGAUUCUUCUAAUAAUGUUUCUAUAGAAACUGCGAACUUGUCUGUUACCCAUAAAGACGUAAGUGAAGAAAUAAAAGAAGAGGAUAAAACACAAAUACCUCAGAUAGAUAGAGAAAAUGCUACAAGCUUAUCAAAAGAAGAUAGCGAAAUGAAAUCUGAAGAAUUAAAAUCAGACACCAUUACUGAAAACGUUUUAGAAGCGGGAAGUAAAGAAUUAAUUGAUAAAGAGUCCAUAGAUGACAAAUCGAAAGAAAUAAAGGAUAUUAGUGAAACUAAGCUAGAGACUGUGAAUCAUGAUGAAGUUGACAGUGAACAAUCGAAGGAUUUGGAAAAAGAAUCUGAAAGCGUCGAUAAACGAAUGGAUGAAAAGGCUAGCAUCGGUGGUAGUGAAAAGAAAAAGGAUAAAGAAAGUAGUCGUAGCGGUAGCUCUGAAACAAGAAAAACAUCUUUUCAAGUGUUAUCUGGACCAGAUGAAAUUGAUAAGGAAAAAAAGGAUGAAACUCUACCAGACAUAAAUAAAGAAAAAGGAGUAUCUCUCGAUAAAGGAUCUCCUAGUGUAUCUUUUUCUAAUAAAGAUGAAGUUUUCAAAAUUAAAGAUUCUGAAAAUGAAUCUGAGCAAGUGUUGGGUGAUAACAAUGAAUCUGGAAUGGACGUUGAGAAAGUUGAAAGUAAAGCUAUUCUUGACAACGAAAUAAUUCAAGCAAAGGAGAAAGAAAUUGUAACACCAUCAACUAAUGGUGAAAAGGACCUUAUUCCAGAUAAAGGUAUCAUAACAAUUUUUGAUGAUACAUCGUUUAAAGACCGAGGACUGCAAGAAGUGAUAUCGCAAGAUGAAGAAAAAGAAUAUGAUACUGACCUCCCUACAACACAGAUUUCCCCGAGUCGUGCUAGUAAAUUUUCAAAGGAUAGCCAAUUAAGUAGUAGAAAAAGUAGUAUUUAUGAGACUGAAAGUUAUAAGGUACUUUCAGAUACUAUUGACACUGCUGAUUUAAGCCCAGGAAUAUUAAAAAAAUCCAGAAGUUUGAUAGAUGAAGAACAUAAUAUUAAUGAAGAGAUAUUACGAAAAGAUAGCUCAUUUGGAAGAAUCCCUAGCAUUAGUGAUAACGAAAUAUAUUACAGUCAUUCUGAAGCGAAUGGCAGAAGAAAACGAUUUCGUAAAAAAGGCAGAAUGAAAAGUCGACUAACAAUAAGAUCUAAAAGUGAAAAUUCCGAAAGAGGCUAUGAGUCUAGUGGGUUACUAGACUCUGGGUUCGAACCUAGCCCUCGUCCUGUUCAACGAUGUAUUAUGAGUCCAAGAUUAAAUGCAUAUUAUCAACAACGGAAAAGCGCGAGAAAUAUCGGCAAAACAGACAGUAAGAUACCAGUGAGGAAACCAGGUGAUAAAAAAGCCGUAGACAUGAAAUCUGUCACUCAGAGGAUUCAAACAAAUAUGAGGAGAUAUUAUUGCGAACGAAAAAUUUUUCAACACUUACUGGAAUUAAAGCGACUGCAAAUAAGAACAAGUAAAGCUAACGAGGCCGUCCUAGUAAAAAGAGCCAUCGAUGAAUACAAUAAAUCAAGUCUCAGUAAUGUAGGUUUAGGCCUCUAUAAUAGUACUGAUUACUCAUUUAGUAGUUUUGAAAAAUUUCUUUAUGACAGCUUAAGAAAAUUGCAAAAAAGUGGAAAAAGACACUUAGACAAGCUUCCGGAGAAGCCAAUCGAUUUCGAUUACGGAGAAAGUGAAUUGUAUAAAAUGAGCGGUAUCCCUGAUAACCCAUGCUUGUGCACAAGUAAGACACAUCGAUGUUUCCAUGCUGUACACGCUUAUACUGGAAUUCCUUGUUCGGCUUAUAUUCCUUAUAAAUGGAAUCAUCAUACAAUGCCUAAGCCUGCAACAGCGGGUACUAGUAAAUCGCGAGGAUUUUUGCCAAAAAUUAAUUCAAAGCCACCUUCGGGAAAAGCUCAUGUUACGCUUGAAGUGUCACACGGUUCUGAGAGACAACUGAUCGCAUUACCGGCCGAGCGACUGGACAGAAACAAGAGAUACUACGUAACAUUUACAGUCAAGGGAUCGGAACCUCCAUCAGAUAACGAUAAUGCUUCUCCCAAAUCAUCCAAAACAGUGCGCAGUCUUGAC